Molecule: messenger RNA, 261 nt
Organism: Prorocentrum cordatum
Lineage: Eukaryota; Dinophyceae; Prorocentrales; Prorocentraceae
Source: the annotation of a GenBank genome assembly
GACAGUAUUCGAGGGGGUGACACCCAGGGCUUUGCCAAGGGCGUCAUGGACUCUUGGGGGGUUGGUAAGGCUGCUUGCAACAACGGAAUCCUGCUGGCCAUGGCAAUCGAAGACCGCCAGCUCUUCAUAGCGACCGGCCGGGGCGCGAAGGAGAACAUCCCCAACAAUGAGCUCGCGGCCAUCGUGGACCGCAUGAAGCCGCUCAUGCAGUCGGGCAAAUACGCCGGCGCUGCCGAGCAGUGCGUGUCGGACGUCGCUCGG